AUGUUAAGGCUGCACGUUGCUAUGCUGUUGCUUUUUGCAGCGGCGACAAGCGAACGAGCGCUCACUGUGUAGUUCUAGUUACCCAGACUGGAGAGGAGACAGCCGUGGCGAAGGAGUGUGGUUUCAAUGCCGAAGACUGGAUAGACACUGCUUUCGUCUCGCAGAGAAUUCUAUGUUCGUCAACAUUAGACGCGUUUUGGAAUUUGUCGGAAUGACCGAGUGGUCCCUGUGAUCGUCGUCUUUUCUUCAGUCAUACCGUGGGGGAUUUGUUCGUUGUCGUUUUGAGGUACACAAGCAAGCCAGCCUGCCAGCAAGCAAACCAGUCAGUCAGCGAGCCUGGAGGCCCCCCUAUGAAUCUCUAUGCGGACUCGGACGACAAUGAUGUGGUUUCAGUGGUUCUGCAGUGGAUGAACUGAACUGGAUUUGUUCCUCCCAUUCUGUGUUUUGUAAUCAUCAUCUUCACAAUUUUGCUCUCAAAAAACUGUACUCUCCUGGAGCGGUAUAUGAAGACCUUGUGUGCACAGUAAUGAGCGCACGCUUCCGAUUGCCCGCUGGCAGAAACUACAAUGUCCGCGCAUCGGAGCUGGCCAGGGAUGGGCUGCACGCUGAGCUGGUCUGCAACCUUCUGCUGCUGGACAACAGUCUGCAGACCUUCAAAGUCAAUAAGCACGACCAGGGCCAGGUGCUGCUGGAUCUAGUGUUCAAGCAGCUGGAGCUCACGGAGAGAGACUACUUUGGCCUGCAGCUGGCCGACGACACCUCCGACAGCCAGAGGUGGCUGGAUCCAAACAAGCUCUUAAGGAAACAAUUGAAGCGAGGAUCUCCGCAUAAUUUGCAUUUCCGGGUCAAGUUUUUUGUGAGUGACCCAAGCAAACUUCAAGAGGAGUACACAAGGUACCUGUACUUUUUGCAGAUCAAGCAGGACAUCCUCUCUGGAAGGUUGCCCUGUCCACACAAUACUGCCACUCUCCUAGCCUCUUAUGCUGUGCAAUCUGAGCUGGGAGAUUACAACCACUCGGAGCACUUGUCAGGCUACCUGUCGGAGUACAGCUUCAUCCCCAACCCCCCACAGGACUUCGAGAAGGAGAUCGCCAAGCUGCACCAACAGCACAAUGGUGUUACUCCGGCGGAGGCUGAGUAUAACUAUCUGAACACGGCACGGACACUGGAGCUGUACGGGGUGGAAUUGCACUAUGCAAGGGAUCAGAGUAGCACUGAGAUUUUAAUUGGGGUGAUGUCUGCUGGGAUUGCCAUUCACAAGAACAGGGUACGAAUCAACUACUUUCCAUGGUUGAAGAUUGUAAAAAUAUCUUUUAAAUGUAAACAGUUUUUUAUCCAACUCCGAAGAGAACCGAACGAGAGUAGAGAGUCGUUGCUGGGCUUCAACAUGGUGAGCUAUCGAGCGUGUAAGAACCUGUGGAAGGCCUGUGUGGAGCACCACACCUUCUUCCGCCUGGACCAGCCUGUGCCGCCGCAGAAGAACUUCUUUGCACAUUACUUCUCCUUGGGCUCCAAGUUCCGUUACUGCGGGAGAACAGAGGCACAGUCGGUUCAAUAUGGGAAAGAGAAAGGCAUCAAGAAUCGUGUGUUUGCCAGGUCUCCCAGCAAGCCCCUGGUGCGUAAGCUGAUGAGCGGGAUGGACUGGGAGACGGUGAGCCGUGCGUCGCUCUCAGACGAACGGCUGGAGACCCAGAGCCUGCCCACACGAUCCCCACCCGGCACCCCCACACAGAACUCCAUGUUUGCACAAGAGGGCACGCGAGUGCGUCCGUCAUCAGUGGGCCACCUCGUGGACCAUGUGAUCCACCCCUCCCCCAGCCAGAACUUCACCAAUCACAAGUCGGCAUCCUCCACACAGGCCAAUAGCAUCAGCCUGGACUCCACACCGUCUCCUGACGUGGAUGGCCUGCCCCCAGCCCUGCCCCCUAAACAACGCCGCAGCCAGCUCAGCCGCUCCCCCUCGCAACAGGAACUGGACAACAACCAUGUCAACGAGCUGUACGACACGCCAGCACCCACAGACAAGAGCAUGCUUAAUGGAGUGGUUCCCCAUGACAACCUCGUUCUGAUCAAGAUGAGGCCAGAUGAGCACGGGCGAUUCGGCUUCAACGUCAAGGGUGGUCUAGAUCAGAAGAUGCCCAUCAUUGUGUCACGGGUGGCCCCUGGAACAUCGGCGGACCUGUGCGUGCCGCGGCUGAACGAGGGGGACCAGGUGGUGCUGAUCAACGGGCGCGACAUCUCGGAGCACACGCACGACCAGGUGGUGUCCUUCAUCAAGGCCAGCUGCGACAGCAACGCCGGGGAGCUCAUCCUGCUCGUGCGGCCCAACGCCAUCUACGAUGUGGUGGAUGAGCGUCUGGACUCGGAGCCGGACUUCCAGUACAUUCCGGAACAGGCGGGCGGCGAGCGCUCCACGCUGGACCCAGACGCCUGGAGAAGCUCCAUGCUGCAGCUACGAGAUGGACUUGGCAGUGGGCACCUACUAGCACAGUUUGAUCAACUAUACCGCAAGAGGCCUGGAAUGAGCAUGUCUUGUGCCAAAUUACCUCAGAACAUUUCCAAAAACAGAUACAGGGACAUCUCGCCAUAUGAUGCAACCCGAGUCAUCCUGAAAGGUGCAGAAGACUACAUCAAUGCCAAUUACAUCAAUAUGGAGAUCCCAGCGUCUGGUCUGAUAAACCGCUACAUCGCGUGCCAGGGUCCUCUGCCCAACACCUGCGGCCACUUCUGGCAGAUGAGCUGGGAGCAGGGCUCAUCGCUAGUGGUCAUGCUCACCACACAGGUGGAGAGAGGCAGAGUGAAGUGCCACCAGUACUGGCCCAAUCCCUCGUCCACGGGCACCUAUGGCUCCUACCAGCUCAACUGUCUCUCUGAGGAGGGCAAUGGGGCCUUCACCAUCAGAGAGAUGACCCUCACCAACAAUGAGACCCAGGAGGAGAGGCCUCUAACCCAGCUCCAGUACAUGGCUUGGCCGGAUCACGGGGUGCCAGACGACUCGACCGACUUCCUGAACUUCGUGGCCUUGGUGCGGAGCAAGAGGGAGGCCAGGGAGCAGCCUGUGGUGGUGCACUGCAGUGCUGGGAUUGGUCGUACGGGUGUUCUGAUCACCAUGGAGACGGCCAUGUGUAUGAUGGAGAGCAGCCAGCCGGUCUACCCCCUGGACAUCGUCAGAACCAUGAGGGACCAGCGGGCCAUGAUGAUACAGACCCCGAGCCAGUACCGGUUUGUGUGCGAGGCCAUUCUGAAGGUGUACGAGGAGGGGCCGGUGACUACUCCACAGCCCUCCCCUGUAGAGGAGGAACCAGAGACCCCCGUCGACCAGAACGAGAACCAGAGCCAAGAGGCCAGCGACUGACCCGAACCAACCCAAACUCCAACCCCAACCCGACCCUGUCACCCAGAAGAACCUGGAAUCCGGAACCAACCCUGACACCCGGAACCCAGAAUGGAACUAGACCCAGCCCGUCCUGACCUGAAACAACACCAGAACCCUGACACCCAGAACCUGGGACACGGAACGGGACUAGACCCAUCUGGGGGCAGUUCCACCCCCAGGUUACUUAGCUAUAGCCCCGGGGGUGUCUACCGCCACUAAGGGGGGUGACCACUGACUAACCUGCCUACAGCUCCCCCCAGAGUACAGCUGAGGGAGUGCAGACAAUGACUGGAAAUAAGGGGUUGGUGGUGGGGGGGCGGGGGGAGACACAAACAAAAAAAUCUAAGCACUGAUGCACUUUAUGUUAACAAGAGAGAAAAAGAACAAGAAACCGUGAUAUGUGGAGAUUUAUGUUUAAAAAAACUUAUGUGGAUUUAGAGGAAAAAAAAUACAUAAGGUUGCAUAAUUUGGUAUUUUCUAGACUUUAACAAGCUUUUCAGGUGGAUGACGUUCAGUUGUGUGUGUGGACUUCGCUGUAGUGCCAUAUUGAUAUUGAUAGGACAAAAAUGCCCACUGAUCAACCGCCAGAGCAAAAUCUGACAAGACUUCUCAGCCCCCAUGCACAGCUGUGGCAGAUUGUCUACUUAAAAAGGAUAUUUAUUCUUUAUUUUAUUUGUGUAAAAAGACAGAAACAAAAAAGGCUACAGAUUCUUUAUUUGUUUUUUGUUUAUUUCUCAUGGUGACAUACUAAGUUGGGGUUGUGUAGAAUUAGUUGUUUUUUAAUUAUUAUUAUUUGUGACUUAUUUCCACCCCCACCCACCCCCACAUGCAUACCAGUGCUUACUCAUGACCAUGUGACCAUGUGUGGGUGCAAGGUGGGAGAUCACAUGACCACAUGGGUAUGAUCAUAAUGGUCACAUGACCUUGAGAUUGGACUAGUAGCCAAUGGCCACGUUUGUGGUUGAGCAGACCUGAUACGGUUCAGCGUUAUCACAUAGACAGGCUUUCAAGAGAUCAGUGGUGCUGCACACUGUACACUGUGCAUACACACACAGUGGUCCGUCGCAAACAUACCUAUUCAAACAUGCACACCACAAUGGCUACUGUGGGAUACACAAAAUUAACAUCCAUUUACCGCUCGCUUUGUCAAUACUGUUCCCAGAUGGCAGAGCAAAGCUACAGUUAUGCUACACAAUGCUUUGACUACGGCUGUGAAUUGGAACUGUUGCAUCAACCCUGGACACCCCCCAUCUUGGUAUAAGGGUAACAUUGCUUGAAUGGACAUCAUUUGGAGACAAGACGUGAUACAAGUCAGCUUGUAGGUGACAGUUGUACGAUAUCUUUGCCGGUACUAUGAAAAGACACAAAACCCUCAUACUGUACCAAGAUGGUGGCUCCCUGUAUUGGCGCAUGCAAAGAGGCUGAACGAGUCAUCUAGUGUUCUCGCCAUGCCAUCUUACAGCAGACCGCAACCAAUGACGUGCCCAUGUCUAUGGUUACAUGAUGCAUAUCAAUCAUCACAUGGUCUUGCAUUUUGAAUGGACAUUUAGUCACACAAUCGCCAUGUUAGUGAAGCUGCAGAAAGGAUCAAAUCUGUGCAGCACACAUGUGCAAUGAAAAACUACUGUGCAUUCUUAGUUUGAAAUUGUCAUGUAGGCGUGCACGUUGCAUCAAUCUGGACCCGGCAUUCUCGAAAGCAUUGUCGCUAACCAGUUAGCGGCUUAGAAGGUUGCCAACGGGAAAUUGUAUUGCAAUCAAGUAAGUUGCUAGCUUGGUUAGCAAUGACAAUGCUGAGAACUGCCCCUGCUCAGUUUUAGUUGUUUCUGCAGCAUCACGAACACUGUGAUUGGUGUGCCGGCCAGAUUGUGGUCAUGUGAUCAUGGUUUGCGUGGGAGCAAGAUCUCCACUAGAGGAGAUUGAUUGGGCUGUUUAUGGGUGGAGCCUGUCGCUCUGCUAUUGUUUUCCUUUUGAACUGGACUGGAGACUUGGAGUCUCCUCCCACUCUCAUACGUAAACACACACACACACACACACACACACACACACACACACACACACACACACACACACACACACACACACACACACACACAUCCCGGCCAUACCUGCCACCCAUUCACAUUUGGUCGUUCACUCACAAAUAAGCAGACCAGCCAUACUGCCAGUCACUUGCACACAUACACCAGCCAUACUGCCCCUCACUCAUUUCUGUCUUUUACACACACACACACACACAGACACACACAGACACACACAGACACACACAGACACACACAGACACACACA
This is a messenger RNA of Engraulis encrasicolus (European anchovy), 5662 nucleotides long. Its product is annotated as tyrosine-protein phosphatase non-receptor type 4-like. Bases 527 to 3355 code for a protein of 942 amino acids. Gene Ontology annotation, molecular function: protein tyrosine phosphatase activity; cytoskeletal protein binding. The record is from RefSeq and is a predicted model, not a curated record. The transcript is spliced from 27 exons. Gene Ontology annotation, biological process: protein dephosphorylation. Lineage: Eukaryota; Metazoa; Chordata; Actinopteri; Clupeiformes; Engraulidae. Gene Ontology annotation, cellular component: cytoskeleton; cytoplasm; cytoplasmic side of plasma membrane.